GCUCUGUCCUUCCUCAGUACUGUUUGCACUGUGACGGACUGUAAACAGGAAGAUCAGACACCUUAGAUCCAGCGAGUAAAUGAGACUUCAGUCUGAAGGUGACCAUGGGCAAAAGCUGUAAGGUGGUCGUGUGUGGACUGGCAUCUGUGGGGAAGACUGCCAUACUCGAGCAGUUACUGUAUGCCAAUCAUGUUGCUGGUUCUGAGCCCAUGGAGACGUUGGAAGACAUUUACAUUGGCUCAGUGGAGACGGACCGCGGCACACGUGAGCAGGUGCGUUUUUAUGACACACGAGGCCUACGUGAAGGCUUGGAGUUCCCACGCCACUACUUCAGCUUCGCGGACGGCUUUGUGCUGGUCUACAGCAUCGACAGCAAGGAGUCCUUCAAACGCAUGGAAGCGCUGAAGAAAGAGAUUGACCGCUGCCGCGACAAAAAAGAAGUGACAAUCGUGGUGCUGGGGAAUAAGCUGGACUUGGCGGAGCACAGGAGAGUGGACAGCGAGGCUGCGCAGCAGUGGGCACGUCAGGAGAAGGUCCGGCUGUGGGAAGUUUCAGUGACCGAAAGACGUACACUCAUCGAGCCCUUUGUUUACCUGGCCAGCAAAAUGACUCAACCACAGAGCAAGUCCACUUUUCCCCUCAGCCGCAACAAGAACAAGGGCAGUGGCUCACUAGACAGCUAGCUAGAUAAAUAGAUAGAAGCGUGGAAAGAAAGAGAGAGAACGGGGGAGGAAACUUUUAAAGAGUAAUGGAGAAAUUAAUGGCUUAGGAAGAGAAUAAGAGUAAUAGAAACAAUGAGACGAAAGAGAGAGAAAAAAGCACAAAGAAUAGAGAUGAGGAGGAAUUAUUAUUAUUAUUGACAGACUGCUGCCGUCUUGUCUUAUCUUGGUUUGGGGUGCCAAAAGUAAGUGGACUGCAUUAUGUAUGUAUGUAUGACUGAUCACUACUUGAUGACUGAGUGACAACUAGCAUUAACAUAUUAUCACCAUCAUAUCAAAGCCUUGUAACUUUUUUAUUUUAUUUUUUUAACCAUGUAAAAACAUAUAUUUUUUUCGUUUACUAUUGAUUGUUUCGUGAUGAAUGGACCAAUAGACAUGGUCCAAAAAUGCUUGGACGAAAAAUCUUGUUACAUUAACUUACAUUAGAUGUUCUUUUUCCUAUAAAGUUACAGUUUCAGCGAUACAAGGUUUUCUCUUGACAGUGAUGAUCUAAUAAGCUGUAGGUAUAGAUAGAUUGAUAGUGAGAGAUACUGAUAUUUCUAAUUCUUGGUCUGCUGUAUUUCAUAUGGUCUACAGUUUCUGUUGUGCAGUUUCUGUUGGCUGAUGGAGAAAAAUAUUUCCAGGCUUGACUCUGUGUAGAAUUUAAUGGAUUUCUGAGAGCUUUUCCAUUCAUGCUUGUUAACCAUAACUCACUGAAAACAUUGUUCAACUUUUUCUUAUUAUUGAAUUAUUAUGGGGGAAAAUCUGAGAAUAUGAAGAAUGGGACAUUUAGAUUGUAUCAUUUAGUAUUGUAUGCACUCGUAUGCACUCCUGAUCAGAUUACAUGUACUUUUGAUUUUCUAAGUAAAAAUAAGUUAACACAUCCUCUACAGAGAAUACAUUUAACUACAAAAUUUUCAGCAAAUUUUAGUGCAGUUAUUGUUUUUUUUUUUUCCUGAGUUCAAUAUGCUGACUAAAAAUCCACUGUAUUAAGUUCAGCAAUUGAACAGUUGUUGUGCAUUAAAAUGUGCAGAUGUUUGUUCUCUGUAGAAGAUGUAACUCAUAAAAUGUCAUGCUUUGAACAUCAACAUAACAUGUAAUCUGAUUGGAGUUGUUCAAACUUUUACAUACGCCUGUAAGAAAACACCAGUUUCACUUCAGCACUGAAUUACAAAUGCACAUACUUGUGUGUGUAAAUAUAUGAGCAACUGAAUCUAUGAAAGGGAAUCUGUGUUACUGACAUACAAAUCAUAUGACUGGUCACUUUAUCAUAUACAUAUAACUCCUAGAAGUCACAGUUAUCGCUGGCGAUAACAAAAGCGUGUAAUUCAACAUUAGUUCUCACUCUUAGCUCAUAUAAACAAGCAAAAGCAUUUUGCUGAAUGUGCAGAUACUUUCAGUCCAAAGUUCAGAAGUGCAGACUCGAACCUGCUGAUGCAGAAUGUAAAUUUAUGUAAAUGUUACUGAUGAAUCCAGAGAUGGACAGGUCAUGGAAGUGUGCAGCACUGGACAUUACUCUCCCUGCUCAAACACACUUAGUUCAGCGUAGUGAGCAUGUUGUAACUGGCUGAAACUUUGCAGCAAACAUUUUUCCCUUCAGGAAAUGAACUGCCCAUCUCUGUAAUCUCAUUUGCCAUCCAAAACCACUGACUGUGCUAUUUCAGCAAAUAGAAAACACAAUUCAAUUAACUGAAACACUGUUUUAGCGAUUUGAAGAUGACAGCUCUGUUUAAAAAUGCAGCAAGUACAACACAAUUUACCUUCUGAUCUGUGCACAUCUGUGUUUGACACAAGCACGCACGUGAAAAACUUUGCCGCAAAAUGAACAGCGACAAGACAAAAAAAAACUGCACACUUUGUUUCUACUUGUUUGUUUAUUCUGACAUGCUGUAAAUCAUCACUCAUUAUAAAUGAACGUGCUCUCUUUUUUUUACUUUUUAGUCUGAUUAGCUUGAUUUAAACAUAAAGGAGCAACUCCAGCAGAUCAGGUGUUUGUGCCUACUUACUGCAAAAGUGAGAAAUCCUGAGGUCAAUCUGACUCACUUCUUUUAUGUUUUACAUCUUGGGGCAUUUUGUUGAGUAAUAAAGUUGUGUUUCACUUCU
Molecule: messenger RNA, 2801 nt
Organism: Colossoma macropomum (tambaqui)
Lineage: Eukaryota; Metazoa; Chordata; Actinopteri; Characiformes; Serrasalmidae
Gene: nkiras2
Product: NFKB inhibitor interacting Ras-like 2
Exons: 4
Coding region: 105-683 (192 amino acids)
Biological process (GO): canonical NF-kappaB signal transduction
Molecular function (GO): GTPase activity; GTP binding
Source: RefSeq, a predicted model, not a curated record